UCCAUAUUAUAUUAACGUCAUUAAGUUUUAAGCUUUAUUGCUCGAUUAUAAUGGGCAGGAAAAAUGUAUUUACUUGUUCGAUAGGAUACCUUGCUAGGAAAUAUAGGAUAUUUCAGGAAGUGUGGCUAAACCCCUGGUGGGGAAGCGGUGGUCUUACAGCUAUACCGCUAUGGACUUUAGACAUAAUUGUACUGUUUGUCAAGAUUUCCUCAACUUGUGUUGUUGCCGCAUUUAGAGUACUUAUACCACCGACUAUGAAGAGUCUUUAUGGGGAAACAGUAUUGAUUACUGGUGCAGGCCAGGGAUUGGGCCGUGAGCUUGCUAUACAGUUUGCGGAACUAGGUGCAACAGUGAUCUGCUGGGAUUGUGACUCAAGAAGGAACAACGCAGUCGUUAAAGAAAUAAGGAAAAAAGACGGAGAUUGCUACGGUUUCACCGUGGACCUAACAGUUCGCGAGCAGGUUCUGGCUCUCGCGGCACGAAUGCAGUCGCAGCUUGCUGACGUGUCCAUAGUGGUGAACAACGCGGGUAUCUUCGCUUGUGCACCUCUCUUCCAUCUCAAGCCAGAAGCCAUUGUAAAGAUCAUAGAGACCAACUUGUUGGCGCACUUUUGGGUAAUUCAAGCUUUCCUACCAAGUAUGAUAGAAAGGAGGCAAGGCCAUAUCGUCGCUAUAAACUCAAGUGCUGGGCUCAUGUGUUCAGGAGACAUAGCGCCCUAUUGUGCAGCCAAGUUUGGUUUAAGAGGAUUAAUGGAGAGUUUUAGCGAGGAACUAAGACUCGACACAUGGACCAGAAACAUAAAUACUACAUCGGUUUAUUUGGCCACAAUUUCAACUGGAAUUUAUCCAAAGCCCACUCAUCGUUUCACCUCGUGGUACUCGGAGAUAGCUCCCGCGGAAGCGGCCAGAAUUAUCAUUGAAGGUAUUCGCAAGAACAAAAAGCACAUCAGUAUCCCUUCAUACAUGCAGUCACUUAUAGAUAUAACCUACCUUAUGCCGUACAGAAUAAGGAUCAUAUUGACCGAUUUCUUUAACAACGCGCAUAGAGGAUGGUUUUGUUUUUGCUAAGAGGAAUUAAUUACUUUUAGGUUAUGUAAUAUGUUUAAUGUGUAAUUUUUGUAUUAUUUUCUCAAAAUUGUAUGGUCGUUAAUUAAUGUCAACAGUGGAAUUUUAGGGGAAUCAUACAAUGGUUUUGUUAUAGUGUUUUAAAUGUUAAUUUAUUUGAAUAAACCUUGACACAUA
Messenger RNA from Leptidea sinapis, 1241 nucleotides. RefSeq names its product 17-beta-hydroxysteroid dehydrogenase 13-like. Lineage: Eukaryota; Metazoa; Arthropoda; Insecta; Lepidoptera; Pieridae. Gene Ontology annotation, molecular function: oxidoreductase activity, acting on the CH-OH group of donors, NAD or NADP as acceptor. The transcript has 6 exons. The record is from RefSeq and is a predicted model, not a curated record. Gene Ontology annotation, cellular component: lipid droplet. The coding region runs from base 51 to 1067 and encodes 338 amino acids.